AGUUGAAAUUCAUACAUUAGACUGAGUGUGGGAAUUGUGAGCAUGAUGUCUCAAUCAGAGUUGCAUUUUAAAAAUCAUGCCAAGAAGAAGCAGUAAAAGAGGUGCAGGAUGGUCAAGGAAAAAGAAAAGGGGACAGCAUGAAGUAGUAAGGAGCAGAAGGGCACAGGAGGCGCAACAAGAAAUAACUCAAUGUUUCCAACAAGAAAGAACUCAACAUCUCCUAGAUAAGCAAGAGAGAGAGCGGGAGAGAGGGACCCAAGAGACGCAGCAAGAAAUAACUCCACGUCUCCAAGAUCGGGAGAGAGAGCGGGAGACAAGAGCACAAGAGGUGCAGCAGAAAAUAACUCAACGUCUCAGAGUUAAGCGAGAGAGAGAGCGUGAGAGAAGGGCACAAGAGACGCAGCAACAAAGAGCUCAACGUCUCAAAGAUAAUCGAGAGAGAGCUCGAGAGAGAAGGGCACAAAAGGCGCAGCAAGAAGGAACUCAUUGUCUCCUCCAUCUUCUAUGUCACAGCGGGAACCCGUCAGCCGCUCCUGCGCAGUUAGGAGCAACGGGCUAUAUUUUUAACAUCAUGCCAAGAAGAGGGAGGAAAAGAGGUGCAGGAUGUUCAAAGAGACAGCGAGAAGUAGAUAAGAGCAGAAGGGAACAAGAGACGCAGCAAGAAACAACUCAACGUCUCAGAGAUAAUCGAGAGAGAGAUUAUACUGCGCAGUUGGGGGCUAUGGGUGCCGCUGACAUGGCGGACACAGAUUUAUUCAUGGAGUGCGAGGAAGAGGAGCUGGAGCCUUGGCAACUCAUAGAAGAUGACGUAGUGGAUGAUACAGGAGGUGGGAUGUUGAUGUCGGUGAACAACAAUCUCAAUACAGGAAUUAAAUCUGUUUUUUCGACCGCAAGUAUUGGUGAUCAGCAGAGCUAUGAGAUGGGGAAGAAACCAAUGAUGACAGUUCUUCCCUCCAAUAACACCGGUAGUCCAUUGAUGAAUUCGGGCAGCCAGUCUUUGAUUGUAACGCAGAAUCCAUCGGGCAUUGGCUCUCAAAUGUCGAUGCCGCCAAUGUACCAGCCUGCCGCUGUUCAAGUUCUGCAGGAUCCAAAAACUGGGGUGACCAGCACCGUUACUGGGCAGCCCAUCUUGAUCACCACUCAAGGUUUUACCGUGAAAGACCUGAGAUCUGUACAGAGCCCAGUUGGCAUUGUACUCAACGUACAGGGUGGUCAGGGAGCAGCUCCAUACCAAACCAAGCCCUUGACUUUAGUGCCAGGUAUGUGGAGCAAUGGACCAGCGGCGACACAGUUUGUCAAGUCAGCGGUGGGUGUCCCUCAACUGUGGUCGCCCGUCACCUCCAUCCGACCGGCCACCAACGCCUUCCCCGGCUCGGUCACCACGGUGAUCCCGGCCACGGUCACCAUCAGGAGCGCCGUGCCGCCCAUCACCCAGAAGUCUGCCGCCCAGACCAUCUUGACCCAGUCGCACCUGCAGCCCAAGUGUCUGACGCAACCCAUGCCUUCCCCUCAGCAGCCGCCGUCUCACUCCCACGUCCAAACGCCACCCCAGCCGCGCCCUCAGCUGCACGGCCACUCUCAGUCCAACCUGUUGCAUCACCCGCACGCCAAGCAGCUUUCCAACCACGACCACAAAUUAGUUAACUUCCUGCAGAACACUAACCUCAUUCGGGUGAAGGCAUCGGAUUCCAGCGCUACUGAACUCAGGCCGAAGCCUGAAGAAGUGGUUAAAACCAGCAUCCUUCCUUCAGUUCAGAUCACCACAACCACCACCACUGCGGCUCCUCCCAUGAAGCACAAGAGCUCACUAAUCAGUACCACCUCUUUCAAAUUGCCUGAGAGCAAUAUUAACAACGGAGUUCCCAUCCCAAAGGAUUGUCCAAAAUGCAACAUUCAUUUCAACAUCAUGGAGUCUCUAAGACUUCACAUGGCUUAUUGCUGCCCCCAGCUGCUCAACUCUUCUACGCCCUCCAAGAGCCCCCAGCAGCAAGCGCAUCCAGCUCCCCCCAAAGCUCAGCCUCCACCCCUUCCUCCACCCCCCCCUCCAACCCCACCAACGUCAACUCAGCAGCCAGCGCUCAAGCUUGCCGAAUCCAGCCAAGGAAAGCUCAUCAUGUUAGUGGAUGAUUUCUACUACGGCAGAGACGAAGGCAGCACCUUCCAGAUGGUUGACGAAAUGAAGCCCACCGCCACUUUCCGAUGCAUCAGCUGCUUGAAGCGAUUGAAGAACAACAUCAGGUUUAUGAACCACAUGAAGCACCACGUGGAGCUGGAGCAGCAGAACGACGAGAGCAUUGAGAACCACACUACCUGCCAGCACUGCUUCCGCCAAUACGCCACUCCGUUCCAACUGCAGUGCCACAUUGAGAACGUGCACAGCAACUACGAAACCACCACCAAGUGCAAGAUCUGUGAGCUGGCAUUCGAAACCGAGCAGCUUUUCCUACAACACAUGAAGGACACCCACAAACCAGGCGAAAUGCCCUACGUGUGCCAGGUAUGCGAGUAUCGUUCCUCUGUGUAUUUAGAUGUGGACAACCACUUCCGGAUGAUUCACGAAGACACUAAGAAUUUGCUCUGCCCGUACUGUCUCAAAGUGCUCAAGAACAGUUGUACUUACCAGCAACACUACAUGAAGCACCAGAAGAAAAGUGUAUCUCCCUGCAACAAGUGCAGGCUGCAGUUCACCAAUGCCAAGGAGAAAAUGGAACACAAAGUUGAACACCACAAGACCUUCAAGAAGCCAAAGCAGCUGGAAGGUCUGCAGCCUGGCACCAAGGUUACGAUAAGGACCUCGAUGGGACAGGCACGAGCAACGGGGGUGCCCAAUCCAGAGGUCCCAGCCAGGAAAGUCUACCCGCCAGUUAUGCCUCCCAAAACCCUGGAGCCCCCGACUUGCUCGACUGUCCACACGGUUACUCCAGUCGCCAAGCCUCCCCUCAAACUGGACAAGAAGAAGACUGUAGAGAGGAUGAUUACACUGCUCAUCGACAUGCAAGAAAUCAGGAAGCUGCACGGGAACCAGGUGUGCUUGGAGUGCAACUUUGACAUCACCAACAUCAACAACAUCAGCAACCACUUCCCCACGUAUGUUCACUGCUCCCGGUGUCGCUACAGUACCAGCUGCAGCCGGGCGUACGCUGACCACAUGAUCAGUUACCACACCCAACGUGGGAAGUCAAAAUACUUGAUGUUUGGAAAAAUGAAAAAAAGCGGCAUUCUGCUCAGAUGCUCGUCCUGCACGUUUACCGUGGACAAAGGCGACGGCGAUGAGAUGGCGCAGCACCUGGACAUCAACCCAAACCACGGGCCUUGCUGUUUUGUGACCGUGCCAGUGAACCAUCGGACGCGAGGCAGUGAAGUGGCUGAAGAGGCAGCAGAGGAUUCCGACUCGUGGCUUCCGGAAGCGGAAGAUGAAAGUGACGAGGGAGAGGCCACACCAGGUGGCGACCAGAAGUCCAGCGCUGAAGAAAAACCAGAAGAAACUCCAGGUCCAGCCAUCUGUGGAGUCAAGAUUCCUGUUGUUAAGAUUCAGCAAAUCAAAACCGUGAGACUCAGCUCAGUCUGCUCCACCGACUACAUCAACGCUCGGGUCAGUUCCCGCGUGCUGGACAACAGCUCGCCGCCAUCUCCGACAGCUUCCAGUGACAAUGAGGGCGUCUUGAGUCCGUCGCCCACCAGCCCAACGCCCGCCGUGGCAGAGGAGAAGAUCCCGAGCCCGGAAAAAGCCGAGGAUGAUGGGAAUAUCCCAAGCUUGGAAAAACCCGAGGAUGAGGGUUUGAUCCCGAGCCUGGAAAAAGCCGAGGAUGACGGGAAAAUCCCAAGCCCAGAAAAAGCCGAGGAAGAUGGGAAUAUCCCAAGCCCGGAAAAAGCCGAGGAAGAUGGGAAUAUCCCAAGCCCGGAAAAAGCAGAGGAAGAGGAGAAGAUCCCAAGCCCGGAAAAACCCGAGGAAGAUGGGAAUAUCCCAAGCCCGGAAAAAGCAGAGGAAGAGGAGGUGAUCCCAAUCCCAGAAAAAGCCGAGGAUGACGGGAAGAUUCCUAGCCUGGAAAAAGCCGAGGAAGAUGGGAAUAUCUCAAGACCGGAAAAAGCCGAGGAUGAAGAGAAGAUUCCUAGCCCGGAAAAAGAAGAGGAUGAGGGGAAGAUUCCUAGCCCGGAAAAAGCCGAGGAAGAUGGGAAUAUCCCGAGCCCAGAAAAAGCCGAGGAAGAGGGGAUGAUUCCUAGCCCGGAAAAAGCCGAGGAAGAGGAGAAGAUCCCGAGCCCAGAAAAAUCCGAGGAUGACGGGAAUAUCCCAAGCCCGGAAAAAGCCGAGGAAGAGGGGAAGACCCCGAGCCCAGAAAAAGCCGAGGAGGCGAGACGGAGCCAAAGUCCCGCAAAUGUGGAGGACAGGAAGAAAUGGAGCCCGCUCGGCAUCAAGGAGGAGAAGAAACGGAGUCCAAUUGUAAUCGAGGAAGAGAGGAUGAAAUGGAGCCCCAUUGGCGUCAAGGAGGAAAAGAAACCCAUCCCGAUCGCCGUCGAGGAAAAGAAACCGAUCGCGAUCGCCGUCGAGGAGAAGAAGAAAUGGAGCCCGAUGCGUGUGGCAGACAGGGAUAAACAGAGCCCCAUCGCCAUCAAGGAGGAAAAGAAGAAAUGGAGCCCGAUGCGCGUGGCGGACAGGAAUAAACAGAGCCCCAUCGCCGUUGCGGAGUGGAGGAAAUGGACUCCGAUAGGCUUCGUGGAGGAGAAGAAGAAGAAGAAAUGGACCCCGAUGCGUGUGGAGAUGAAAAAGAAAUUGGGCCCGAUACGCGUGACGGGGAGGAAGGCUUUGAGACCGGUGGCAGAAGUGGCAAAGGAAUCGAGCCCGGCGCAACUCCAAAGCAAAGGAGAUGAGGAUUCGGUGAUCCAGCCAGAAGAUGUCCCCUCCGAUGGCAAGCUACUGACGGAGCACCAGUUUAUAGUGGUGCUGUGUGCUCUGUGCUGUGGCGUGCAGGCCGCCGCAGACCGUCACGGCCACCCCCGCGGCCGUGUGGAGCAGUGGCUGGGAGCGUGCACGCGCCACCUGGACUCCGCCGGCACCGCGGAGCCGCCCUUCCUCCCCGCCGCAGCCGAGGAGCGUCUGGUGGAGUGGGUGCUGGUGCAGCGGGAGCAGCAGCUCCCCAUCACCGAGGAGACCUUCCUGCGGCAGCUGGCCGCCGUCACGCCAGACCCGGCGGGGCGCAGCGGCGACCCCUGCCCGUGGGCGGUGGGCUUCUUCCGCCGGCACGGCCUCAUCGCCCACGCCAAGGUGACCGUGGAGCGCCGGCUGCCGCGGGGGAUGGAGGGCAGCAUCCAGGCCUUCCUGGAGUUCGCCCAACGCCGGGCAAACGUGCGCAGCUUCCCGCGCCGCAUGGUGGCCAACAUGGACGAGAUCCCCAUCUUCCUCGACCCCGAGUCGCUCAACCGGCCCGACGGUGCCCUGGGUGGGCUGGGCCUGUCCGGCACGGGGCAGCCGCAGUUCGUGGUGGUCUUCACCAUACUGGCAGACGGCUGCCUGCUGCCCACCAUGGUCUUCUCCCGUGGCGGCCUGCCCGCCUGGCUGAAGGUGCCCAGGGACAUCCUGCUGGAGGUGAAGAGCGGCGGUCACAGCCCAGAGGACAUCCUGCGGCUGUGGCUGGCCAAGGUGUGGCGGGGCCACGUGGCGGUGGAGGCGGCGGCCCAGCGCUGCCGCAGCGUGCUGCUGCUCGACAGCUUCCGCCAGCACACCUCGGACGGCUUCAUCGAAGACCUGAGCCACUGCAACUCGCUGCCCCUGGUCAUCCCCAGCGGCUGCAGCUCCCGGGUGCAGCCCCUCGACAUGUGCAUCAGCCAGACCUUCAAGAACUUCCUGCAGAAGCGCUGGGGCGAGUACCUGGCGGAGGCCAAGUGCCACCGGGACGUGUACGGCGACGUGCUGCAGUCCCUGCUCAACUGGGUGGCGGAGGCGGCGGAGUUUGUCGGCUCCAACGCCGAGCUGGUGCAGCAGUCCUUCCUGGUGGCCAGCGUCCUGGCGGCUCCCUGCGGCCGCCACGCCUCCCGCCAGCACAAGGUGGCGGUGCAGGAGGAGCUGCUGAGCUUCCUGCAGGAGCAGCUGGAGCUUGGCGGCAAGCUGGGGGAGGCAGACGGGCCCUCUCCGCCGCCCUCCAUCGCCCUCGACCCCCACCUGCUCACCCGGCUCUUCGAGGCGGACAGCGACACCGAGUCGUUCUACGGCUUCUGCGAGGGCGACCUGUAAACGGACGCCAGUUGCCAUCGUCGCCCACUUUCUUUAAAAGAAUAGCCAGGAGGGGGCGGGGGGGGGGGUGGGGUUGGGGGAAGGGUGUAUCGGGCACUGAUCCGUGCCACCCUCCCAAAGUUUAUGCCCCCGCAACAAACAGUUCCCCCGUCGACCCGAGGCGACAACAAACCCAAUGCCCACCAGGGUCUGUUGAUUUAUAGGUUCUUCCCUCCCCGUCCCCCUCCCCUCCCGUAUUUCCGCAUGACACCGAUGCCAACCAGAGACCCAGGGGGCGGCAUCGAGUGGCAACUCCUGUACCCCCACCUCCAAUCCCAAUCCGUAAUAAUCCACAUUUGGUUUAAGUGUUGAGUGUGAGAGAGAGAGAGAUGCUUUAUAUAAAAUGUGAUGUUGACAGAUGGGCAUUGUGUUUGGUGUGAUUUCUUUUUUAGUCCCAACCCCGUCCUCCUCUGUUCCUGGCCCGUGAUUUCAACUAGGACUUCAUCCCUGCUAGAUUAGCUGACCCCGCACCUCUCGAUUAACUGGCGCUCUCGCCAAUGCCAACGUUGAUCCUCUUGAUCUUUUAGAAACAUAGAAACAUAGAAAUUAGGUGCAGGAGUAGGCCAUUCGGCCCUUCGAGCCUGCAC
Molecule: messenger RNA, 6852 nt
Organism: Leucoraja erinaceus (little skate)
Lineage: Eukaryota; Metazoa; Chordata; Chondrichthyes; Rajiformes; Rajidae
Gene: pogzb
Product: pogo transposable element derived with ZNF domain b
Exons: 22
Coding region: 77-6226 (2049 amino acids)
Biological process (GO): regulation of transcription by RNA polymerase II
Cellular component (GO): chromosome
Molecular function (GO): chromatin insulator sequence binding; RNA polymerase II cis-regulatory region sequence-specific DNA binding; DNA-binding transcription factor activity, RNA polymerase II-specific
Source: RefSeq, a predicted model, not a curated record